Phyllopteryx taeniolatus (common seadragon) is the source of this 1017-nucleotide messenger RNA. RefSeq names its product mitochondrial ribosomal protein S17 (gene mrps17). The record is from RefSeq and is a predicted model, not a curated record. Bases 151 to 555 code for a protein of 134 amino acids. Lineage: Eukaryota; Metazoa; Chordata; Actinopteri; Syngnathiformes; Syngnathidae. The transcript is spliced from 3 exons. Gene Ontology annotation, molecular function: structural constituent of ribosome. Gene Ontology annotation, cellular component: mitochondrial small ribosomal subunit; ribosome. Gene Ontology annotation, biological process: mitochondrial translation.
CGUUUAGUUGGUCCCUCUUCCUUUGCCGUCAUGACGUCAUCAACCGUGGCCGCGUCCGGCAGCGUGAGGAAGAGCAGGAACACGUUCCAGAUGUCUGUGACCUUUUCAUUUUGAACUUGUUCACUUCAAGCUCGAGGAAGAAUUGGAAUAAUGUCCGCGAAGCAGGCGUCCGUCCACGCCAAGUGGAUCAUUGGCAGAGUCAUCGGAACCAAGAUGAGCAAGACGGCAAAAGUGCGCGUCACCAGGCUCGUGCUCGACCCCUACCUGCUCAAGUACUACAACCGCAGGAAGACGUACUUCGCUCAUGACGCGCUGCAGCAGUGCACGGUGGGCGACGUGGUGCUGCUCCAGGCUCUGGCCGAGCCGCGCUCCAAACACGUCAAACACGAGCUGGCCCGGGUGGUCUACAAGGUGGGUCGGGUGGUGGACCCGCUGACGGGGAAGCGGGUCGCCGGCGCCGACUUCCUGGAGCCGCUGGACGACCUUCGCGGCGAUCACGUGACUUUGGCUCAGAAAGUGCAAAGCUUGAACAUCUCGGCGGACGCGUCACGUUAACGUUAUCAUUACUUCUACAUUCGUACAUUCGUACAUCCUCGCUUGGGUCUGGGUUGAGCUGGAGUCCAUCCCGGCUGAGAGGUGGGAUGCAGCCAGGACUGGUUGCCAGCCAAUCACAGUGCACAUACAAGCGUUCACAAUUCACACCCAUUGCCAGCCUCACACUAUUUUGGAAUGUGGGAGAAUGCGGGAGUACCCGGAGAAAAAAACCGCUUGAGCGUGGGGAGAACGCGCCAACUCCACACUUUUGGAACUCGGAACCUCAAAACUGUGAGGCAGAUGUGCCAAUCACGAAGACCGCCGUAUUGCCCUUCCACAGGGUGUUUGGAACGUAUUUCUAUGGCAUGGUUACAGGUUUCAAUAUGUAAUCUUUAACAAUAUUCUGUACAUCCUGUAUUUUCAGGUCCUAAUUAUUAUAAUUCAAUCCCAAGUUGAUAAUAAAAAAAUUUCCUUUACUGUCAA